This is a messenger RNA of Pelobates cultripes (western spadefoot toad), 2124 nucleotides long. NCBI's taxonomy places the organism in Eukaryota, Metazoa, Chordata, Amphibia, Anura, Pelobatidae. The record is from the annotation of a GenBank genome assembly.
CUGCUACAUGUAAUUCCCUGGUGAUACCGACGGUGACCGCGGUCAUUCUUCUUCUCCUGGUGCUCUGUGCGCACCUCACCUGGACUCUGAGAAAGAAAGCAGGUAACGUAGGCAGAACAUCUUCUAACUAUCACUGCUGGCAUGUAUCAAGCAAGAGAGACAACCAGGCCGCUCGGGCCCUUUGGAAAGGUUGCUCUCAGUUUAUGAUGUAAAAUAGAAUAUAGUUGGGUAAAUAAUCUGUUUUAACUUUUAUUAAAUGUUUUCUUCUUUUGUAACUUAUUCUGUAUGUUUUUGGUGCUGUUAUUUGAUACAUUUAUGGCGCCACCUGCUGUUUACACAGAGGUUUUAUUUAUUUCGAUUUUACGGCUAGUGCAUUUAAGAUGUGGUAUUUACCAACAAAUAAAGUGAUAUGUACCUUCACACAUUGCUUGGAUACUGUGUUCUAACAUUCAGCAUAGGCUAAUUUUAAUUUUGUUUAGAUUACAAAAAUAUUUUAAAGUAUAUAUCCAGUAUGUUUUAUUUCAUUGCAACUCAUUGAAAAAAAGUUUAUUCCACUUUCCUGCAAAUAUUCACCAAUCAAGUUCAUUGAAUCAACCUUUAUAGAAAACAUAUGUUUAGUUUCCUGUCUCUCUAACAACCUUUUAUUGCCCCCGCGGUACUAACUCAAUACCCUCAGCUCCCUCCUGGUGGGCUCUAGGAUGCAGUAUGCGUGUAUUUAAGAACCUUCCUCACCAGUCAUUAAAGGUGACCUUAUUUAGCAGAUUGGCCUUCACCACCACCCCAAGGUAUAGGUCACUCACCAUUUCUGUAUCCAGUAACUUUAUAAUUAUAGGAUUAUUUACUUACAACCCAUGUUUCUCGUUCACGGUUAUUGACAAACAAGGAAAGAUAUCUGUAUUCUAGGCAGCCAAUCAGAUAUCAGUAUCAUAGGUGAUGUUUUUAUGGUUGGCAUUGUUUCCAUGAGUUAGAGCAGAGCUGGGCCUGGGAAAGAAUGAAAGAGUUUAACUCUUUAGAACAGCUUUGUUCUUCACAUCAGCCAAUGCUACCUAAUGUAAUACAGAUAUUUUAUGAUAUUUAAAUGUCCUUAGACCUGCCUAAUGCUUUUGUAUUAUUUAUAUUUCAGUUACAGCAGCCUGUGAGUCACACAGAACAGAACCAGUGACUCAGGUAAUAAUGUGCCAGAUGGUAAAAUGAGAACAAGGGCGAUCAAAAGGAAUUCAAAAAACAAAAAUGAAAUGGGUCUAGAACAGAGGUUCCAACCCCAGUUCCAAAGGCUAAGCAAAAUUCACAGUAUCGGAAAAUGCCUGAAUUGGGAACUUUCGGUGCACUGCGAGUUUAUUAGUUUGUCGAAUGUAUCUUUCAUUAAGUAGACAUUGAGAUAACAUGACUUAUUGGAUGCGAUUAGUGUUCAUCUAUUUUAUAUUAUGGGGAAUGUUUUUUAAUAUCAGAAGCACUAAUGACGGGGGACUGGAUAACCCUCUGACACAGUAUUUUUUCAGAGAGAACCCCCUACACUGUUUUCGCACCGCAUUCUGCAGGCACAUAACCAAGGGUUUGUGGGUCUAUUUAUUAGUCAUCCAUGUUUUAUUAUUAUUUUAUUAUUUAUAUAGCGCUAGCAAAUUCCGUAGCGCUGUACAAUGGGUGGACUAACAGACACAUAGUUUAUAAAGAAUCUGAGGGGGCACGGCUAUUUUAUAUUUAACCUCCCCUAUACUAAACAGCAAAAUGAAAAUCACAAGGUCAAACAAAGCAUGUGUGACAAAAUGAAAUAGGUUUACUCAUCAUGUAAAACCCUACAAUAAUGUGACGUUACUUGUAUUUCAGUAAACGGCAAUAAGAUAGCGACAAUGCAUGUGUUCAGUGUCUCUUAACCGGGCAUGUCUUAAAGUUGGCAAAGAAAUCCCAAAUUGUAUCCCUCAAAAGAUAAUAUGGAAAAUAUUCAAACUGAAAUCAUUUUCAAAUAUGACUACUGUGUCUUAAAAUGUACCAUUUUUUAUCUUCUCUCCUGAAUGUUUGGUUAUGGAACUCAGAAUGUUUUAUUAAGCUUUUUCUGUUUUUCUGUUUUUUCAGGAAAGAAUUAUUUAUUCACAACUGGACGUAUAUUACCUAACAAACAGAAAAUAG